GCGUCACUGUAGGCACGAGCCGCGUUCUGAGUCUGAUUGACAGUUGGGCUGUCCAAUCCACUGCCAGACGUGACGUCACCGCGUGUAUUUAAAGUCCUCUGUUGCAACAACUAGACACUCACUCCUACUACGGCGAAGACACAACAUCUAGAGAAACAUGGCGUACCUGUUGGAGCAAAUUUGACGAAGGAGCGCGAAAAUGGCGAAAACCAGCCAGAGAAUGAAGCGACAACACUCGAACGCAUAUCUGUCACCGGCACAUACGCGGAGUCUGUUGGUUUUGGACGAGGAAUACCAAAAUACGUGAGGAUAUUUUUUUAGUGACGGUGGCCGUAAUCCGAGAAGAAAGAGGUGGGGGGAUAAAAUGGCUCCUACAGUCGCGAGCGGCUCAGAGCGGACGGCCAUGGAGAGGUUCGGCGGCGGAGGGAUGGCGCUUCUUCCCUGGACAAAACAGAUGCUCACCGUGCUGUGGGAACAGCUUCGGUUGCUGGUUCAGGUCAUCUAUUACACUUUUAUUUCAGUUUUCCAGAUGUUCAGGUUUGAGGUCCACGUCAGAAUCACAGACGAAACAGGAGAGCACAUCCAGCACAUGGGCACGGCCUCUAACACUCCUGAAUCCUUCCUGUUCUCAUCCUUGUUCGACGGCGAAAACGGCGUCAUGGUCGGUGGCUCCAACCCCCUCUCCAACUUCUGCGCCGACGUCGGCGACCCGUUUGCCGGGAAGGCCACUGCUGAGGCCCUACUCUCCAGCCUGCGCGCCGACGACCUGUGCUGCGGCCUGGUCGACGACUUUGUGUCCCGGACGGGCGGCGCCGACGACGGCCUCCUGCUCGGACACCAGUCCACCUGGAAAGUGGGUUUCCCCGGCGAUUGGAACAUCUUCGUGUCCAGCGACGGCUGUAGCUCCAGCGACGCCUGCCUCAGAAGUUGCGACAAAGCUUUCAAAUCCAAACAGGAGACUUCAGAGGAAGACAGAAGCUCUCAGUGGAGCAGCGAGGAAGAACCCAAUGUCGUGGAGUUCGAGAGCGAAGAGAGCAAAGAGCUUUGGGAGUCUCUGUCGAAAUCCAGCGAUCCGUACAAUCCCUUCUUUUUCUCCGCCUGCAUCUCGACCAACUCUGAUAUGGGGAGAAGUAAACCCGACGUCAAAACCUGCGGCGACGCAGACCUGAAGGCCGGCGAGGAGACGAUGGGGCCGCCGCGGCUGAACGCGUGGGUGUGUCGCUCUGAUAGCGAGAGCAGCUGGAGCAGCUGGGCCAGCUCCGAGUGUUCCAGCCCCGACGUCGACAAGGAGGAAAGCGACAAGCUCUGGGAGUUCUUCAGCACUCCAGAAGACCCGUACAACCCCUUAUACUUCACUGCUAACACAACCAGCAGCCCCUCUCUCAAAACCAAACCCCCCUCAGCGCGUAAACAAGCCUCACUCCCCGCACCUUCUCCCAAAACCGACACCGACACAGAGAGGCAAAGUAGUUGCCCUCCAUCAGAGGAUGACGACAACGAAGAGCUGAUCUGGGAAUCUCUUGGCCAAAAGGACGACCCCUAUCACCCGCUGAACUUCAAGGCUUGCCUCCGGAGCACCUCGCCGUCGCUCAAACCCGUCGAUCCAAAUCCGUCCACAAAGACCAGGAAGCAGAUAAAAGCAUCCAAACCUCCUCUGCCGGACAGGAAGUUAAAGCAGCACCGCCAUCAGGACAAAAGACUGGUGCCGUGGAAGAGACCCGAGCCGACGUCUCGGUUACCUGCUGAGGGAAAAACAGAAAACAAGGCCGGCACCAGGCAAAAGAAGGUGCAAUUUUCUCCUCUCGUCCAAGUCCACGUCAUGCGGACCUGGCCCUUCGCCCGCCAGGCGUCCCGUAAAGGUCACUGGGAGGAACUGGCGAGAGACCGCGACCGCUUCCGGAGGCGGAUCGCGGACACGGAGCGGGCCGUGGGCUACUGCCUCAGCCAGCCUCACAGGGAGAAGAUGCGGGCGCACCUGGACAGUGCCUUGAAUCAGACGAAGGGGUCCUGAAUGUUUCAUUUCUUCUGUGGAUGAAAAAGGAAAAUUGUGAUUGGUUGCAAUGCAACAGUGAUUUUUAUUUAUUAUUAUUAUUAUUAUUAUUUGGGGGGGUUUUAGGCCAAUUAGAAAAUUUGAUGUUAGGCCAUUUUAAAUGUUCGGUGUCAAGUUGAACAACUUUGUACCUCAAGAGGUUUUUUUUAUACAUUGUGUAACUGUUGCACUGACUGACACUUUCUCAUGUUAACCUCAGCAUUAAUGUGUGGAAUGUUGAUUAUUAUUAUUUUUUUGUAUGCCUUAUAUACUGACCUAGUAAUGUAACCAACUAAUGCUCUGUGGAGCUUUUUGUCCUGUAUUUCUUACCAUUGGCUUGAAGAGUUUUUUUUUUACGUGUGCAGAAACCACAGCGGUGAAUCUUGAGGUUUAAGUAGAGAGUGAUGAUGUCAUCAGAAAGCAGAGCUUUACGUUACAAAGUGUUUUGAGAACAAAUAUAUGUAUGUAUAUGUAAGUGUUGGAAGGACUUUAUAGUUAAUUAUCAUUUAUUUGCUUUACCUUUAUUUUAUAAUAUCAUCCAUUUUGUUUACCUUUGCAAUUUACCUUUUAAUAAUGUGCUUUGAGUGUUUCGAAGUGUUUGCAGAAACUCUGGAAGCGGCCUGCUGAGGAGUGAAAAAGGAGGAUAUCAUGAACGAGACAUUCAUGGUUGCCCAGAGGAACUGCAAACCUAUAGUCUUAUCUUAUGAAAUAUGCUUUUGAAGAUUGUAUGAAUGAGUUGUGUUCAUGUGAGUGUGCAGCUGUUUUCUGCUCCCCCUCCCUUCAGAGCUGCACACCGUCAUGUAAGUAGGUUGUUCCUAAUUCUAAUAAAAGCAGGGCAAGACUCAGUUGAAGCUUCAGAGCAUAGGUGGAAAUCUGUAACUGGGUUUCAGGUGAGCUCUCCCUGCAGGUAAAACUAAA
Messenger RNA from Xiphophorus maculatus (southern platyfish), 2947 nucleotides. It is a transcript of the gene ppp1r15b, whose product is annotated as protein phosphatase 1 regulatory subunit 15B-like. The coding region runs from base 365 to 2011 and encodes 548 amino acids. Gene Ontology annotation, molecular function: protein phosphatase regulator activity. The record is from RefSeq and is a predicted model, not a curated record. Gene Ontology annotation, cellular component: protein phosphatase type 1 complex; endoplasmic reticulum. The transcript is spliced from 3 exons. Gene Ontology annotation, biological process: response to endoplasmic reticulum stress. NCBI's taxonomy places the organism in Eukaryota, Metazoa, Chordata, Actinopteri, Cyprinodontiformes, Poeciliidae.